GCAGGUAACGGUGGGAUGGCAUUCAAGGUGUGCUCCUGUACGUGUAUUUUCUUGUGCAGUGCAUUCUCUCUUGCUGCCUCUUGCGAAUCUAAUCCCAAAGACGCGAUCUUUGUGUCGACGGCCCUCGGACGUUUGACGAGUCACUUCUUCAAGAACUGCUCAAAGAUUAUGCUGCAAAUGAAUCCGUACCCUGCUGCCGACCUUGUGAAUAAGUUCGUGAGGAGUACCUGCGUGGGUAUCGGCAUAUGCGAACGACUGAUCAGCGGCGCAACAUUUAAGGAACAAGUUCCGUGCAUACAGCAAUGGCUUUGGGCACGCUGGCUUGGUACAGACGUGGUUCCUGUUGAGCAGAUGAAACUGGUUGAACAAACAUGGCUCUGCGGGGCGGCAUUCGCCCCCUCAGCCCGAGUAGUGAGGCACUUGAUGGCAUACCUCCUAAAAGUUACUGGCUGACAAGGAGUGUGGACGUUUUCAGAAAAAUAAACAAAUUUUGAA
This is a messenger RNA of Dermacentor andersoni, 495 nucleotides long. RefSeq lists its product as uncharacterized. Lineage: Eukaryota; Metazoa; Arthropoda; Arachnida; Ixodida; Ixodidae. The record is from RefSeq and is a predicted model, not a curated record.